AUGAGUGAGACAACUGCUGCCAGUGAGUGGGUUUUGAAGAGCUCCAACCAUUCUGCUAUCAUUUUAGACAAACUGAAUAUUAUGAGGGAAAACAAUAUUGGGACGGAUUUACGACUAAGUAAUGGGGAGCAGGAAGUUUCCUGUCAUCGAGUUGUAUUCACUGCUGUCAGUGAAUUUGCUAAGCGAACUUUAUACAUAGAUGAGCCCAACUCUGAUGCAGGUACACUCCAAAUUGACAAUAUGGAUAUUAAAUCAUUAGAACAAUUUGUAGAGUAUGUAUAUACUGGUCAGAUAAAAGUAAAUGAUGAAAAUGCCAAUAAUUUGGUAAACAUUGCUGAAAUGUUUGAGGUGGAAACUCUGCGUGUUGGAUGUAUGGCUUUCAUGAAGAGAUCCAGAAAAGUACCUGCAAAUGCAGCAGACUCAGAAAAUACUUCACAGAAGGUUUCAUCUCCUCAGAAAUGUACUGUGGAAGUAUUGAAGAAGGCAGGUGGAGGUGAUGAGAUUCAGCCAUCGGCAAUGAAAAAAAUUGCUGUGACCAAACUAUCUAGUCUUACUGAGACAAGAAACACAGAUGAAUCUAAUUGUUCAACUGCAAAGGAAGAUAACACAAAUAAGGAUUCUGAUGACAGUGAAGUUGAAGAUGGAAUACCAUAUGGUGGCGAUGAAGAUGACGAUGAUGAUGAUUGGUCUCCUGGUAAAAUGAAAAAAAUUACAACAGGAAAGCGUAAACGAUUUGGUAAGAGUUUAGUGGCAAACUUGACUUCAGGCCCAAGCAGAGGUACUCGAAGUAGCACUCAAGUUUCUGGGAAAAAUAAUAUAAAAGAAACAAAGCAAGCAAGCGAACAGUGCACAAUUUGUGAAAAGUAUAUUUCUACAGCUGAUGGACUUGUACGUCACAUGAGAGUACAUACAGGUGAAAAACCAUAUUCUUGUAAUGUCUGUGGACAGACGUUUACUGUUAGUUCAAACCUCUAUAAGCACUGUCGAACAAAGCAUGGGAAAGCAACUCCUGAAAUGAUUGGUAAAAGAGUACGUGAUAAAAGAAAAGAUGUACCAGCUUGCUCCUUGGCUUCAAAUGAUGUAAUUGUAAGUAAUGCUGAUGACAGUGACCUAUUUCCGAAGUCAGAAAAAAUACAUACCUCUCCAAAUGAAGAUGAAAAUUAUGCCAAUGUUGCUGCUAGCAGGUCUUUGAGUCCCAAUAAAAACACUCAAAGCAGAACAAAACAGAAUGAGAGUCUACAGUGUGAAAUUUGUGAUAAAACACUGUAUGGUAGCACUGGACUAAAACGACACAUGCGAAUACACACUGGUGAACGACCAUACUCUUGUAACCUCUGUGGCCAGUUAUUUACUACAAGUUCCAAUGUCUAUAAGCACUGUCGGACAAAACAUGGGGAAGUAAAGCCAGAAAUGAUUGGUAAAUGUUCUGGAAAAUAUGUCAAAAAAACUAAGUUGGAAAAGUAUUUCACUUGUAAUGUUUGUGGGAGUCAGUUCACUACAAGCUCCAAUGUGCAUAAACACUGUCGAACAAAACAUGGUGAAGUUAAACCUGAAAUGAUUAGCAAACCACCAAGAAAGCCAAAGAAAAUAUGUGAGAGACAAGAAGACGAUUCAUUGGAAUACAGUAAUGAUGAACUAAUGUCAGAAUCAAGCAAUGAUUGUGAGGAAGAAAGUGAUUCAGAGUUCAGUGAUAUGUUUAGUUGCCCAUUGUGUGAAGAAACUUGUGCCGACUUGAGUAAACUGAAAAAUCAUUUGAAAGAAGAGCAUUCAAGCGAGAGUAAUAACCCUAUGGAUAAGCAGAAAGAUUUGAAACCCAUAAUCAUACAAAUUGGUUCUGGCAAAUUUAUUGUAGAUGAAAAAAGUACCACGGUAACAGAUGAGGCUGGAACUGGUACUGUUUCCCUUGAUGAUUGCAAUAGCACCAAAGUCCCACAUGAAGAAGCUGAAACUAGUAUAGCUAACGUGGAUAAAGAAAAUAGUACCACAGACACGGGUAGGGCAGAAGGAACUCUUACAUCUACCGUGGAUAAUGAAAAUAAUACUACAGUCCUAAAUAAGGAUGCAGCAACUUGUACAGCUGCCGUGGAUGAUGAAAAUAAUACCGCAGCCCCAGAUAUGGAGGCAGAAACUAGUAUUGUUGUCCUUCAUGAUGAAAAUAAUACCGCAGUCCUAGAUAAGGAGGCAGAAACUAGUAUCACUGCCCUGGAUGAUGAAAAUAAUAUUGCAGUCCCAGAUAAGGAGGCAGAAACUAGUAUUGCUGUCCUGGAUGAUGAAAAUAAUACCGCAGUCGCAGAUAAGGAGGCAGAAACUAGUAUCACUGCCCUGGAUGAUGAAAAUAAUACCGCAGCCCCAGAUAUGGAGGCAGAAACUAGUAUUGCUGUCCUUCAUGAUGAAAAUAAUACCGCAGUCGCAGAUAAGGAGGCAGAAACUAGUAUCAACGCCCUGGAUGAUGAAAAUAAUACAAGCGUAAAUGAUAAGCUUACUGGUACUGAUGUAACAAAAGAUGGAUUAAAAUCAACAGAGGGAGGUACAGAGUUCAACUGUCCUUUAUGCGAGUUUCCAUGCAACAACUUACUUGACUUCAAAUUACAUGUAAAACAAUUACAUCAAAGUACACAAAACUCUGACCAACAAACUACAAGGGCUUUUCAUAAAUGUAAUGUUUGCAACGAAGUAUUUAAGACUAGACGUGCAUUGAAACGGCACAUGAUGUCACACAGAAAUGACAAGAAAUUUAUUUGCAAGGUUUGUGAUGAAAGGCUUGUUUCAAAUGUUGCUCUAUAUUUUCACUGUCGGCGUAAACAUCCUAAGUUGAAAGUGAGAAGACAGACUGUACAAAUAGAUUGCACGAAGGUGCUGAAUUGCCCAUUAUGCAAGAUUCCAUAUACAACACGAGCAGGACUUAAUAAACAUGUACGCGAGUUUCAUAAGGAAGAUUCAGAAGCUCUGAAGUUGGUGGAUUCUUUGUACAUACAGCCUUUGGAAGGUCUCUCGCAUAAAAUUAAAAAGUCUGGUAAAAUGUCAUAUGCUUGUUCAUCUUGUGGGAAAGAAUUCAGAGCUGCCAAUACAGCUAAGUUGCAUGUACGUGCAGUUCAUUUGGGAGAGCGACCACAUGUUUGUGGGAAGUGUGGCAAGUCCUUCGGCUACCCACAAACUCUUAAGCUCCAUAACCAAACUGUUCAUGAAAAUCUGAGACCCUUCAAGUGUACUGUGUGCAGUAAAGCCUUUGUCCGGGAGACGGGACUGAAAGAUCACAUGAAGUCACAUACAAAAGAAAAAUCAUACUUAUGUCAUCUGUGUGGAAAAUCCUUUGGAUACAUACAGAGUUUUAAUGCUCAUAAAAAAAUUCACAGUGAUGAGAAACCCUACGAGUGUGAUAUGUGUGGUAAAAGGUUCAAAUUGAAAGGAACUUUGACUGAUCAUCAAAACCAUGUUCAUAAAACUGGCCCCACCACCGAGUGUGAAGUCUGCAAAAAAGUUAUGAAUGUCAACUAUCUGAAGAAGCACAUGAUCGCACAUUCGGAUUAUCGUCCUCACGAAUGUUUAACUUGCGGAAAGACCUUCAAGACUGAAAGAACCCUGCGAAAUCACGAGUCAACACAUAAUACAACUAGACCAUUUGUAUGUACUAUAUGCAGAGUGACUUUCAAAGCACAGUAUCAGUUGCUGAAACACAAGGCUACUCACAAGUUACCUUUUCGUUGUGGCCACUGUAAGCAAGGUUUUAAAACAGAAGAAUCAUUGCGUAAGCACCUGAAGACUCAUGCCCGAAAGUUUUCUUGCAGCAAGUGUCAACGUACCUUUGAUAGGCAACGAGGUCUCUUCAACCAUCAAAAGUUUUGCAGAUUUUUGCCAGAUGCUGAUGAAGUCCAGCCUGUUGUUGAAAAUGCUACUGAAGUGGUGGAUCAGAUAAUUUAUAUUCAGUCUGAUAUUGAUCUUACUGCAGAGGCUGUGGCAAGUCUUCAAGAGGUGGUGACUACUACACACCCUUAA
Saccoglossus kowalevskii is the source of this 3993-nucleotide messenger RNA. RefSeq lists its product as uncharacterized. The record is from RefSeq and is a predicted model, not a curated record. Gene Ontology annotation, cellular component: nucleoplasm. Gene Ontology annotation, biological process: regulation of transcription by RNA polymerase II. Gene Ontology annotation, molecular function: RNA polymerase II cis-regulatory region sequence-specific DNA binding; DNA-binding transcription repressor activity, RNA polymerase II-specific; protein binding. NCBI's taxonomy places the organism in Eukaryota, Metazoa, Hemichordata, Enteropneusta, Harrimaniidae.